This is a messenger RNA of Eriocheir sinensis (Chinese mitten crab), 1239 nucleotides long. Its product is annotated as paternally-expressed gene 3 protein-like. Bases 1 to 999 code for a protein of 332 amino acids. The record is from RefSeq and is a predicted model, not a curated record. Gene Ontology annotation, molecular function: protein binding. Lineage: Eukaryota; Metazoa; Arthropoda; Malacostraca; Decapoda; Varunidae. The transcript is spliced from 6 exons.
AUGCUGAGCCAGAACCAGCCUGGUGGCCUCCAACACCCUGCUGGUGGCCCGGCCGUCCUGGCCCUCCCUGGCCAGCCGUCCACCACCACCUUCACCCGGCAGCCGUCCACCACCACCUUCACCCGGCAGCCGUCCACCACCACCUUCACCCGGCAGCCGUCCACCACCACCUUCACCCGGCAGCCGUCCACCACCACCUUCACCCGGCAGCCGUCCACCACCACCUUCACCCGGCAGCCGUCCACCACCACCUUCACCCGGCAGCCGUCCACCACCACCUUCACCCGGCAGCCGUCCACCACCACCUUCACCCGGCAGCCGUCCACCACCACCUUCACCCGGCAGCCGUCCACCACCACCUUCACCCGGCAGCCGUCCACCACCACCUUCACCCGGCAGCCGUCCACCACCACCUUCACCCGGCAGCCGUCCACCACCACCUUCACCCGGCAGCCGUCCACCACCACCUUCACCCGGCAGCCGUCCACCACCACCUUCACCCGGCAGCCGUCCACCACCACCUUCACCCGGCAGCCGCUGCAGCGGAACAAUGGGAGGAUCACAGGCUACUUGAUAUUCCUCACCAUGGACCAAACCGUCAGUGACUGGGUGACGGGGGAAGUGACAGGGGACUGGCUCACCCUUACCGUCCAUGGACUGACGCCUUCAAGGAAGUAUUUGCACAAGAUGCACUCUCACAAUGUCAAAGGUUUUGGUCCAUUCUCCUCCGUGGAAAGCUUCACGACUCUUCCAGCUGUUGACAAGAGCAUCGGUGAGCCCCAGGCUGGUGUGUGGAGCGAGAGGCCUGAUUGUGCUGGUGAUCGCUGGCGUGGCAGGAGCCAUGACCAGCUGGGGGCCUUCUUGGCCACCACACUGUACUGUCGCGGGUCAAGGCGGAGCCCAGGCCAAGCAUUGUUGUUGGCGGCAGCUGCAGUGAGAGCAACAAGCCUGGCGUCCAGCCUCCAGACCUGUGGAUCCAUCACGGCCACUUGGAGCUGAAGAACUUUGACAAGGGUGAGCGCAGCAACUCCCCCAACCACGCCUCCAUCAUCCAGCACACAGCUGAAGAUCAACAACAAGGAGAUGACGGCGCUAGACCAGAUGCUUGGGGCACUCCUGGAGGCUCUGCAGGACAAGGCCAAGGAAACAAAGAGUGGCCAGGCUCUGGGACCGAGGCACAGAGAGCCAAGACGGCCGAGGGUUUAUCAAGACUGACAACAACGUGACGGUCAAAGUGUU